AAAAACGAAAAGGCUAGCUAUAGAAACCAAGGCAAUGAGCUCAAACACGUGCAUAUUCUGUUUGGAUGAGCAGCGCAGUCCGCACUGGAUCCCAUGUGGCCAUUCAUUUUGCACCGAGUGUUUCCAACGAUUCCUGCAACUGAGCGCCGACUAUCGUUGUCCGCUAUGCCGUAGCGAGUUUCAGCCCAAUCUCAUCGAAGAGAACUGCACAUUGCUUUUAACCGAUAUUAACAUUGAAACGGAUACCUUAGUGCUGAACCUAACGGAGGAGGAGUUUCGGCUUUUCGAGGAGAUGUUUCGUGAGGUGCAAUGCGAGCGAGAGAGGCGGGCAGAAGCGAUGGCCACCAUUACUGGGACAGGAGCUGGAUCAGGAGGCGCAACAGGAGCGACGACGACGACGACGACUACGACGACGGAUGGCUUUGCGACUCGCCUAUAUUCCUUGGGCUGAGAUUACAGGUUAUGCCGCUUAUACGGUUCAUUCUAUUGUUAAGUAUUGUUAUGUACAUUCUAUGUAUAUUUAUUAUUCACACUUGCAUAUUCUCCAACACAUUAUCUUAAUAAACAAAAGACUCUGGGGUUUUCCUGACAAA
Messenger RNA from Scaptodrosophila lebanonensis, 593 nucleotides. Its product is annotated as tripartite motif-containing protein 10. The transcript has 2 exons. Bases 35 to 451 code for a protein of 138 amino acids. Lineage: Eukaryota; Metazoa; Arthropoda; Insecta; Diptera; Drosophilidae. The record is from RefSeq and is a predicted model, not a curated record.